GCGCCUCCCCCGGCUGUUUCCAGAACAACAGAGUAGGAGACCCCGCGAAAGACCGCCCACAAGACCCCUGCGCGCAGCCAUGAGCCCCGCCUUCCCCUGGUGCUCGGAGAGGGGCGGGACUUGGAGCGAGGCUGCUCCGUGACCCCACCAUGUCCUCCCCCACCACAAGUUCCCUGGACAGCCCCGUGCCUGGAAAUGGCCCUCCUCAGCCCAGCACCUCCUCUUCUUCACCCACUAUAAAGGAGGAGGGCCCUGAGCUGUGGCCAGAGGGUUUGAACCCUGAAGCCCUAGGCACUGAUGGGGCCAGCUCCGCCUUCAUAGAAGUCAUCCUAGAGCCAGAGGAGGAGCCGGAGCGCAAGAGGAAGAAGGGCCCUGCUCCGAAGAUGCUGGGCCACGAACUUUGCCGAGUGUGCGGGGACAAGGCCUCUGGCUUCCACUACAAUGUGCUCAGUUGUGAAGGCUGCAAGGGCUUCUUCCGGCGUAGUGUGGUCCACGGUGGGGCUGGGCGCUAUGCCUGCCGGGGCGGUGGAACCUGCCAGAUGGACGCUUUCAUGCGGCGCAAGUGCCAGCAGUGCCGGCUGCGCAAGUGCAAGGAGGCAGGGAUGCGGGAGCAGUGUGUCCUCUCUGAGGAACAGAUCCGGAAGAAGAAGAUUCAGAAACAACAGCAGCAGCAGCAGCAGCAGUCACUCGUGGAGCCAGGUGGCAGCAGCAGCUCAGCCUCUGGGCCUGGGGCGUCCCCUGGAGGGUCUGAGGCAGGUGGCCAGGGCUCAGGGGAAGGCGAGGGUGUCCAGUUAACAGCGGCUCAGGAACUAAUGAUCCAACAACUGGUGGCGGCCCAACUGCAGUGCAACAAACGCUCCUUCUCUGACCAGCCCAAAGUCACGCCUUGGCCCCUGGGUGCAGACCCCCAGUCCCGAGAUGCCCGCCAGCAGCGCUUUGCCCACUUCACGGAAUUGGCCAUCAUCUCAGUGCAGGAGAUCGUGGACUUUGCCAAACAGGUGCCUGGCUUCCUACAGCUGGGCCGUGAGGACCAGAUUGCCCUCCUGAAGGCAUCCACCAUUGAGAUCAUGCUGCUAGAGACGGCCCGGCGCUACAACCACGAGACAGAGUGCAUCACCUUCCUGAAGGACUUCACCUACAGCAAGGAUGACUUCCACCGUGCAGGCUUGCAAGUGGAGUUCAUCAAUCCCAUCUUCGAGUUCUCACGGGCCAUGCGGCGCCUGGGCCUGGACGAUGCAGAGUAUGCACUCCUCAUUGCCAUUAACAUCUUCUCUGCUGACCGACCCAAUGUGCAGGAGCCAAGCCGCGUGGAAGCCCUGCAGCAGCCCUAUGUGGAGGCUCUGCUGUCCUACACUCGCAUCAAGAGGCCACAGGACCAGCUUCGCUUCCCACGCAUGCUGAUGAAGCUUGUGAGCCUACGCACGCUGAGCUCCGUCCACUCGGAGCAGGUCUUUGCCCUGAGACUCCAGGACAAGAAGUUGCCACCUUUGCUGUCUGAGAUUUGGGACGUCCAUGAGUAAGGGGCUGGUCAUCCUGGUCUACAACCUUGCCUGACCACCCUGCAACAGAUGGACGCUGUCACUCUCUUCUUCCUGGGGUGGAAAGGGGCCAGGGCAGGCCUAUGGUUUCACCUGUGACCUGAAGCACCCUUAUGGUCCCUCCCUUCCCACUGAGUCUUCCAGGAAGGGUGAUGGGUCACUGGUCCCGACCUCCGACCUUUCCCAGCUGCCCUUCCCACCCAGCUUACACCUCUACUGCUCAAUGCACCUUGAACAGAGGGAGGGAAGGGGAGGGCCCAUAACUUCACAGGCCUGGAGACCAUAGGUCCCUCUCUUCCUCUGCUCCUUUUAUUUAAUAAAAACUAAACACAAAAACAAGAAAAUACGAAAACAAGCCAACCCUUAAGUAU
Molecule: messenger RNA, 1909 nt
Organism: Urocitellus parryii (Arctic ground squirrel)
Lineage: Eukaryota; Metazoa; Chordata; Mammalia; Rodentia; Sciuridae
Gene: Nr1h2
Product: nuclear receptor subfamily 1 group H member 2
Biological process (GO): positive regulation of transcription by RNA polymerase II; lipid metabolic process; negative regulation of transcription by RNA polymerase II
Cellular component (GO): RNA polymerase II transcription regulator complex
Molecular function (GO): nuclear receptor activity; RNA polymerase II cis-regulatory region sequence-specific DNA binding; zinc ion binding
Source: RefSeq, a predicted model, not a curated record